Molecule: messenger RNA, 9623 nt
Organism: Puccinia graminis f. sp. tritici CRL 75-36-700-3
Lineage: Eukaryota; Fungi; Basidiomycota; Pucciniomycetes; Pucciniales; Pucciniaceae
Exons: 12
Coding region: 576-9623 (3015 amino acids)
Cellular component (GO): cytoskeleton
Source: RefSeq, a predicted model, not a curated record
GGGGGACCAGAAAUUCUUCCAAAAGACUUGAAUGCCCUGGCUGGGUGAUAUCUGAUAUCUUACAACAACCACGUCAUCCCGGAAAACUUUCUGUGCUUUGAGUGUCAGCUUGUACUUCAGCGUGACAUCCCAUCACCCAAUCUGGUGAGAUCUGGUGUCGAGUCAAGUUGUCGUUUUCCUUCAGAUUUCUUCCAGCACCCAGGGAGAGAGCACCACCAGUCGUAUCCUUGAGUUAUUCUCCCACGAUCGACUACAGCCAUACAUCCUCCGUGCCCUCUUCCUGCAACGAUCACCCACACAUAAUCGACAUCAGCAACAAAUCUAUCCCUUUCGGCCUGCUGUACGUACCGUCUGGUGGCGGUUUAUAAAUACCCUUCCAUCCCUUAAUCCGCUUCUUGCCCCAUUUAUAUUCCUCUUCACCAGCUUCAGCAAAUUUAUGUUCCAAUCAUAAAAAAUCAUAUAAACCUACCAAAAAAAUAAUCUCACCGCUUUUUCCUUUACUCCAUCACCAACGGUAAAUUUUUUUCAACGACCGCCUGACCAAUAAUCGAAAGUUUUGCCAUUACUUCAACCAGAUGACCGGCUCGCAGUUCACCCGUCCUAAUCUCCCAGCUCAGCAAGGUCCAUCGCAUCUUGGCAGAACAUCUGGAGAAGAAAAUAGGCCGAUCAAUGCGCCGACUGAGUUGGAAGCGGAUGAAAACCGAUUGAGAUUCGACAGAUCGCGCAUCCCGGUUUUCAACUCAGAAGCACCCCCAAACCGUCUACCUCCUGGCCAGUCGCCAGCUGCAAGAUUGGAUGAUCAGGCAGACGCAAUAGUACACGCUACUGCUCCGGUUUUCAUCGAUCGAAAUUUAUUCCCAAGAUCCUCAGACUACCCCUCCGAACAAGUCCCGAGCGACUCAAGCUCGUUCAUUCACCCGGCACCCCCAUCUUAUGAACAGACUAUCCCCUCUGCCCAAAUCCCCAACUUCGAAGGCCGAAGUGACCUGGGAUCGAACUUGACCGAUAUCAGGAAUCUUCCCAAUCAAGUUGAAAUCAAGAAUCCAUCGGGGAAUCCUCAAACAUUGCCGCAAGAAAAUCCAUUUGAAUCAUAUCCCGGCCGAUCUGUCACCAAUGAACCUUCAAACAACGUGGCCGCGAGUCCGUACACUCAUUUGGAUCGGUCGAUUCCCAUCAAAGCUCAUGCAAGUCAGUACCAUGUCGCGGACAGUCAGCAUAUUGAUGAUGAUUCGGAAGCAUCAUUCGACGCUGAACACGGUGCUUCCAAGGCCCAUUUCGAGGCCGAUCGGCAUCAUUCAGAAGAGUCGCACAACUCUUCCGUCGAGGAUGGCCAUGACGAGCUAGUUCCCCAUGCCGCCACACCAUCUAUAACCGCCUCUAGCGGAGGACCCAAAGAUAAGCGUCUCAACGAAGUCGGUCCUCAGUCUCGUCAAGAGCCCUGUGAGGACCUCCAUGCGGGACGGAGCCCUCAUUAUGGCUAUCUUUCGACUCCGACAGGCGAACUCGACAAAGUUCACCGACAGGAAGAUCCGCUAUAUGAAGCCGAACUCACGCCGUCAAUGGAUUUCUCUCACGGAAGAGCUGAAGAGAACCGAUUUGAUCCAGUUCGUCCUCAACCUCAUGUCCAACAAGACGAACACUUUCAAGCGGGACGAAGCUCUACCAUGAAAGGCAAUACAGCUCCGAGAGGCGAACCCGAGAAAGGGCAUCGACAACAAGAUCAGCCACACGCGGGCGAUUUUCAAGUUGAAAAGACAACAGCACACGAAAUUGAUCAAGCCCCUCCGAUAAAGAAGUCGAUUGCUACCUUUCACAGUCCCACCAAAGAGCACGAUUUGAAUGAAUCGUCGAAGGACAUUUUCUCUGCCCAUCUCACCGCCGACCUUGAUCCAAGACCAGAGUUUUCGUUCAGUCCACAAGUAACUCACUCUAAGCCCAACUCUCCGCAGUCCAGCGAAGCAAGCUUACCACUGCACAGCUCCUCUCGAGGUAGCAAGCAUGACAAUCAGUCUCUGUAUAAUAGUCCUCAGCCGGUCUUGCACACGGAGCAAGCAGUGCAAGAUCACCUUUCGGAUAACUUUUUUGCUGGUGAUGCGAAAAUCCCCGAGACGAUUUUACCGAACCGCCAAGAGUCUAGCCAAUCACGCUCCGAUUUCUAUCAUUUCCCCCCCUAUUCCUCUGGUCUGGAUAGUGAGGCUUCUCAAGGUAUCUCAAAUUGCGACCGAGAGGAAGAUCUGUCCCAGGAGUGCCGAUCCGGAGAUAGUGCAACAGAUGACCAGGACCAUCAUCAUCGUCAAAUAUCUGGCCCGUCCCCUGCGACAGAGAAAACUAGACGCAAGUUUUAUUUCAACCCGGAAUUGGCUGCUUCGAGGAACCUUGAUGCCAACGAAACAACCGUCGCUAUGAACAUCGUUCCUCCGAACGAAGAAGUUUUGGAUACCGAAGAAACUCAAGCCGCUUUGCCCGGUUUCGAAUUGGUGAGCACCCUAAGUGAACAUACACCUGUCGCUGGUCAAGUCAUGGGAGCACACACCGAUGACAAGACUUAUUCUACUCAAGCACACGACCGUACUGAGCACAUUUCCGAUUCCUCAUCAUCUGCAGACAUCCCCAUCGAAUCCACUGUAUCAGCAACUAAUCAAGGACACGCGCGAAGCAUUAGCAUGACUCAACAAUCUUCCUCUUCGGACAAUCAAAACUCAAUUAUCAUUUACUCCGACCACCCUCCAACACAAGAAACUCACGACACCAUCAGCGAAUCACCUUCUGGCAAUUCUCAGCUGUUAGAAGAAAUGCAAGGAAGCUCCUUGGACGACCAAGAGAGCCAUAGAGUUCUUGACAAAGUGUUUGAUUUCUCUUCGACUGAUGAUCAGCGGCACGAUGAGUCAUUGGACGCCUCUCAGAGCCCGCCAGAACAGUCCGAGGUGCCGAUCCGCGAACCCCUAAGGCGUGAGCCUCCUGCCAACCCUAGUGUUCUUGUGACUGCCGAAAAAGAAAAUCCAGAAGUCGGCUUUUUUAGAGGUUCAACAUCCACCUUGUCCACCCGACCCUACCGCAGCUCCUCUCAUGAAUCCGAAUCAGAAGUGUCGGGCGAAGCUGUGGAGACACUCGGAGAGCACUUGCGGCCGCGCCAUUCCAUCCUUGAGCCCGAGUCAGAAGCUGCCCAAGAGGAAGCGAGCUCCGAUGGUGAAGUGGACUCGCAUCAUGAAGACAACUCGCACAACAGGGAUAGAUAUGAGUUGGAGAAUGUUAUGGAUGAGGAGGAGUUCCUACCACCAGGACAAGAACCGACUCCUUACGAUAUGGAAGGCUCAGAGGCUUCUUUCUCAGACGAAGACCUGGAUUAUUCCUACACCGGCGACGUCCCGACGACCCACCUCAGUACAAUCACGGAACUCUCUGAGUCUUUGGCUGAAGCCCAUCUAUCCCGUUCCCCCCUGAGCCAGAACUGGCCUUCUCAAUCAAGUCCCGCCGUGCAGCAUGAAUCGCACAUUGACGAGGAACCCCUCGGAUACACAGAAACACAUCCAGUCCAACUCGAGCGCACAGCUUCACUCGCAGACAGUUCCCUCGCUGAAGAUGUAAGGGAAGAUAUUCCACCCAGAUUGGAAGAUUCCAGCCAAUCGCACGAAAUAACGGUGGAACCCGAUGACAACCAAUCUCGUUCUUUGCAACGGACGAGCAAUCAGGAAUUGGCAUCAUCGUCUCACAAUUCUCCCCGAGACAUCCCGGUCCCGCAGGAUGAUGGAAGUAUGGUAGAGCACGAGAUGUUUGGACAGGAGGAUUCCCUCAGCGAUGUUGGCCAUGAACACGGCCCGAACACUUCUACUGAACUUGACCAAUCUUCUUACCUGAAGGAAUCUGAAUUGAUUCCGGCUGCACAUAACACUGAGUCCUUCGUUCCACCCCUUGCUGUUCCCACCGCGAUCCCGGCAAACGAAGUUCAGAUCAAUCAAUCUACCGUCUCCAAUCACCAGAGCGCCGCCCAAUCUGAUUUCCACACUGAAGCGAUGCUCACCGUCGACAAUCUGGUUGAUGAAGUUCUCAGUAUGAUUCCAGAACAAAACAACAAGUCUAUCGUUCUGGAUUCGCCGGUCCCAGCAGAAACUCAUAGCUUUGAUAACCGUUCAAUCGAGCAGGAAGAAUCCGGCCGAGCCACGCCGGAUAGCGUAUUACACGCAAGCAUCCGCGAAGUUACAUCGGAUAAGGUUGCCGAUAGCCAAGAAACGGAAGCUGAACGAAUCGCCCACUCCGACUCAGCCGAGCCGCCUUCUCAUCCUCUCAAGGAUGAUAGCUUGCAACUUUCAGUAAGUGAUGCAUCGGCUGGGACAUUAGAUGAAAAUACACGCGAAGUUGUAUCAGACCCUCUUUCUGGCAAUCAUGAGACGCCAGUUCAACACCACCCAGAAGCUGUCGAGCCGCCCUCUCAACCUCCACACGAAGAUAGUUCUCAGCUUGUAGUGGGUGAUGAAAAGCACGAUGAGGUUGAGAUAUCGCGCAACGAAGUACGAGACUCUAGUGAUGCGGCAGACGGUCCCGCCAUCACACCUGUUUCACCUCAAGAACCUCUGCCUGAUCACAAUGAAUUACCAACACUUCUAUCGGCUGCACUGCCGACCCCGGAGCCGGCGGAAUUCAUUGAAGCGACAGCGUCGUCUGAAGCACAGGACGUCCCAACCCCUGCCCAUUCUGAGCUACCGCAUGAAGCAUCGAUUCCCGUCGACAUCUUGGAGGAAGAAGUCUCAAGCCCUACUACCAAACCACUCACGGAAGCUGUUGUCAUUGAUCAAUUGCUCCCCGUGCUAACUGAAAGGCCUAGAAAUCAUACAACCGGUCAUGCUGAAGAAGACGCAAUCGAGCGGGCUACACCAUCGAAUCAAAGCAUUCUGGACAUUGUUGACCAGGUUUCGGGUCAUACUGAAAUUGAAGAAAGACCUUCUCACCCAAGCCCAACGGAUGAAGACUCGGCCGGAUUAUCUCAAGUUGCCCCUCAAAACAUCCCGAUCCCUGAAGAUAGUACAAGGUUAGAAGAGCACGAGGACAUCGGACUGGAUGAUUCUUUCAAAGACAACACUGGUCAUGAAAAUGCUAUGAUCACUUCCCCCACAACACUGGCACCCACUAUUACUGCUCCCCCCGGUGAUGGAAUUGAGGCGAUGCAGACUUCUGAAGCCCAAGCCAUUGAUUCCCAGAAUGACGCGGUCCAUCCCGCCGAUGGUUUGGUCGAAGAAGCCACAAGCCUCAGCGAAAAGGCAGCUGAACAGAUUAUCAACCACGAAGUAGCCGAAGCGCUUUCUCAAUCUCCUAAAGACAAUAGUCCGCAUCUGGUAGUGGGCAAUGCCAACGAGGAAAAAGUUGAAAUUCAUUCUUCACACUUGAGCGAUGUCAAGGACGCUGUCGGAGACCCAGCCAGUCCCACUGAAGAAAUCCCCAGCAACGAUUUACUUGCAGAUGACCCUAACCUCAAAUCCCAACCAGCCCAAGCGCUUGUUGCCACGGAACCGCCUUCAGUGGAAACUAAAAAUCUCGAAGAACUUACAGGAAAGGGUACAACCGAGUCGUCUGAGCCAACAGAUGAAUCGACCAGUCCAUCUCUGGCUACUGAUAGACUUUUAGUGGAGACUGAAGGGCCAGAACGUCAUACAAUCGAACACGCAGAAACUGAAAUCCACGCGGUGGCAGCUGAACAAAUUCCCAACUCCCCAGCCAAAGUGCCCUCUCAUCCUCAAACCGAUGAUAUCACACAAAUCAUCUCGAGUGAUCCGAAGGACGAAAUGGUUGGAACCCCCUCCAAGCGAUUUCAAGAUCCCAGUGGUGCAGAAGAGGUCCGCUCAACCACGACGGCUCCACCUGAGCAACUUCAACCCGCUAUUAGUCAAGAGUCAACCAUCCAACCAACCCUAGCGCCGGCCGCCCAACCGACACCAGGGCCAGUGGAUGCUACUGACGGAAUAAAGGCGCCUGGAGCUCAAGUCCUUCAUUCUACAAUCGCAGAAACUGACACGGGUCCAGCCCAAUCUGAGAUUAACACUGAAGCGGAGCUCACUGUCAAGAGUUCGGCUGAAAAUGCGCCGAGCAGCAGUCUAAGUUCCGAAUUACCUCAAGACAAUGCCGUUUUGGAUCAACAGAUUUCAGCGGAAACCGGAAGCCUCGAACAUCAUCCAACCAAGCCGCCCAUGCCGUUUGAUGCAACUGAAUCCAUCGCCCCCCCAGUCAAUGUCAAAGACACGAUACCGUCUUCUGAAGUAGAAGUCCAGGCCAACGACAAGGUUUCGGGCAACACUGCAAUUGAAACCAAUCCUUUGCAGCCGAUCCUCAGCAAUGGAGACUUGGCCGGAUUUUCGCCAGUUCCCCCUCAAGAUGUCCCAAUCCCGGAAAGCAAGGCAAGCGUAGCACCUCAAGAUAUCCCGAUCCCAGAGAGCAAGGCAAGUAUGACUGAGCCCGAGACAGGCAAACAGGAUGAUUCCUUGAGACUUGAUUUGGGGCACGCAGACACCGCACCACCUUCUCCCCUCGAUAAGUCUUCUCCAGAAGGUCACGAAUCAAUCUCAGCUCUCGGUAGCUCUGAAUCAGUCGUUGCGCCUGUUGAUGCUACUGAGACAACAUCGGCAUCUGUAGCCCAGACCAUCCAACCAAGCGGGGAUCGGCAGCUACAAAUUGAAAUUGAAAGCCUUGACAACCACGACAUGGAACAAGCGCUUCAACUGCCGCGAUCACCAGAAGAAUUAGAGUCAAAGCCCACAACUGACCUUGAAGUAUCCCGUGAGGGAGUUCCUCAUGAUGGAACGCAGGAUUCAGAGUCAACCUCUAUAGAUGCCGAAGCAGCUCCUCAAGAGGCUGAGCCAGCUCCUCAAGAGGCUGAGCCAGUUCCUCAAGAAUCCAAGCCAGCUCCUCAAGAAACCGAGCUAUCUCCUCAAGAAUCUGAGUCAGCUCCUCUAGAGGCCGAGUCAGCUCCUCAAGAAUCCGGCCAGCUCCUCAAGAACCUGAGUCAGCUCCUCAAGACCCCCAGCCAGCUCUUCAAGAGGCUCAGACAGCUCCUCAACAAUCCGAGUCAGCUCCUCGAGAGGCCGAGCCAGUUCCUCAGGAAUCUGAGCCAGCUCCUCAAGAACCUGAGUCAGCUCCUCAAGAACCCAAGUCAACUCCUCAAGACUCACAGCCAGCUCCCCAAGAGGCUGAGACAGCUCCUCAACCAUCCGAGUCAGCUCCUCGAGAGGCCGAGCCAUUUCCUCAGGAAUCCGAGCCAGCUCCUCAAGAACCUGAGCCAGCUCCUCAAGAACCUGAGACAGCUCCUCAAGAAUCCGAGCCAGCUCCUCAAGAAACUGAGUCAGCUCUUCAAGAAUCCGAGUCAGCUCCUCAAGAACCUGAAUCAGUUCCUCAGGAGGCCGAGUCAGCUCCUCAAGACCCCCAGCCAGCUCUUCAAGAAUCUGAGACAGCUCCUCAAGAAUCUGAGCCAGCUCCUCAAGAAUCCGAGUCAGCUCCUCAAGAGGCCAACCCAGUUCCUCAAGCUUCCGAGCCAGCUCCUCAAGAACCCGAGUCAACUCCUCACGACUCACAGCCAGCUCCUCAAGAGGCUGAGACAGCUCCUCACCAGCCAGCUCCUCAAGAAUCUGAGACAGCUCCUCAAGAACCUCAGUCAGCUCCUCCAGACACCCAGCCAGCUCCUCAAGAGGCCGAGUCAGCUCCUCAAGACUCACAGCCAGCUCCUCAAGAGGCUGAGGCAGCUCCUCAAGAAUCCGAGCCAGCUCCUCAAGAGGCCGAGCCAGUUCCUCAAGAAUCCGAGUCAGCUCCUCAAGAACCUGAAUCAGCUCCUCAGGAGGCCAAGUCAGCUCCUCAAGACUCCCAGCCAGCUCUUCAAGAAUUUGAGACAGCUCCUCAAGAAUCCGAGCCAGCUCCUCAAGAAUCCGAGUCAGCUCCUCAAGAGGCCGAGUCAGUUCCUCAAGAAUCCGAGUCAGCUCCUCAAGAACCUGAAUCAGCUCCUCAGGAGGCCGAGUCAGCUCCUCAAGACCCCCAGCCAGCUCUUCAAGAAUUUGAGACAGCUCCUCAAGAAUCCGAGCCAGCCCCUCAAGAAUCUGAGUCAGCUCCUCAAGAGGCAGAGCCAGUCCCUCAAGAAUCUGAGCCAGCUCCUCAAGAACCUGAGCCAGCUCCCCAAGAACCUGAGACAGCUCCUCAAGAAUCUGAGCCAGCUCCUCAAGAGGCUGAGACAGCUCCUCAAGAAUCCGAGUCAGCCCCUCAAGAACCUGAAUCAGCUCCUCAGGAGGCUGAGUCAGCUCCUCAAGACCCCCAGCCAGCUCUUCAAGAAUCUGAGACAGCUCCUCAAGAAUCCGAGCCAGCCCCUCAAGAAUCCGAGUCAGCUCCUCAAGAGGCCGACCCAGUUCCUCAAGAAUCCGAGCCAGCUCCUCAAGAACCCGAGUCAACUCCUCAUGACUCACAGCCAGCUCCUCAAGAGGCUGAGACAGCUCCUCAAGAAUCUGAGCCAGCUCCUCAAGAAACUGAGUCAGCUCCUCAAGAGGCUGAGUCAGCUCCUCAAGAAUCUGAGACAGCUCAUCAAGAACCUCAGUCAGCUCCUCAAGACACCCAGCCAGCUCCUCAAGAGGCCAAGUCAGCUCCUCAAGACUCACAGCCAGCUCCUCAAGAGGCCGAGUCAGCUCCUCAAGAAUCCGAGUCAGCUCCUCAAGAACCUGAGUCAGCUCCUCAAGAGGCUGAGUCAGCUCCUCAAGACCCCCAGCCAGCUCCUCAAGAAUCCGAGCCAGCCCCUCAAGAAUCCGAGUCAGCUCCUCAAGAGGCCGAGCCACCAGCUCCUCAAGAGGCUGAGGCAGCUCCUCAAGAAUCCGAGCCAGCUCCUCAAGAAUCCGAGCCAGCUCCUCAAGAACCUGAGUCAGCUCCUCAAGAGGCUGAGCCAGCUCCUCAAGAGCUUGAUCCAGCUCCUCAAGACACCCAGCCAGCUCCUCAAGAGGCUGAGUCAGCUCCUCAAGACUCACAGCCAGCUCCUCAAGACUCACAGCCAGCUCCUCAAGAGGCUGAGACAGCUCCUCAAGAAUCCGAGUCAGCUCCUCAAGAAUCCGAGCCAGCUUCUCAAGAACCUGAGACAGCUCCUCGAGAGGCCGAGUCAGCUCCUCAAGAAUCCGGGCCAGCUCCUCAAGAAUCCAAGCCAGUUCCUGAAGUACCCGAGUCAGCUUCUCAAGAGGCCGAGUCAGCUCCUCAAGAGGCUGAGCCAGCUCCUCAAGAAUCCAAGCCAGCUCAUCAUGAACCUGAGUCAGCUUCUCAAGAACCUGAGUCAGCUCCUCAAGACCCCCAGCCAGCUCCUCAAGAUCCCCAGCCAGCUCUUGAAGAACCUGAGUCAACUCCUCAAGAAUCCGAGCCAGCUCCUCAAGAGGCUGAGUCAGCUCCUCAAGAGGCCGAGCAAGAAUCCGAGUCAGCUCCUCAAGAAGCAGAGCCAUCUCCUCAAGAACCCAAGUCAGCUCCCCAAGAGGCUGAGCCAGCUCCUCAAGAAUCCGAGCCAGCUCCUCAAGAGGCCGAGUCAGCUCCCCAAGAAUCUGAGUCAGGUCCUCAAGAAUCCGAGUCAGCUCCUCAAGAGCUGGACCCAACUCCCCAAGAGCCGCUUGUCAAUGCAGCAGUCGGUAUGA